Messenger RNA from Ornithorhynchus anatinus (platypus), 2227 nucleotides. RefSeq names its product inflammation and lipid regulator with UBA-like and NBR1-like domains (gene ILRUN). The transcript is spliced from 6 exons. Gene Ontology annotation, cellular component: phagophore assembly site. The record is from RefSeq and is a predicted model, not a curated record. NCBI's taxonomy places the organism in Eukaryota, Metazoa, Chordata, Mammalia, Monotremata, Ornithorhynchidae. Gene Ontology annotation, molecular function: ubiquitin binding. Gene Ontology annotation, biological process: macroautophagy. The coding region runs from base 75 to 992 and encodes 305 amino acids.
CCUCCCAGCGGCGGCAUCAGGAGGAGGAGGAGGAGGAGGCGGGCGCGGGGUCGGGGGGCGAUCCGGCCCCCGCCAUGGAGGGGAUGGACGUCGACCUGGACCCGGAGCUGAUGCAGAAGUUCAGCUGCCUGGGCACCACCGACAAGGACGUGCUCAUCUCCGAGUUCCAGCGGCUGCUCGGCUUCCAGCUCAACCCGGCGGGCUGCGCCUUCUUCCUGGACAUGACCAACUGGAACUUGCAAGCAGCUAUCGGAGCCUACUAUGACUUUGAGAGUCCCAAUAUCAACGUGCCCUCUAUGUCCUUUGUUGAGGAUGUUACCAUAGGAGAAGGGGAAUCGAUCCCUCCCGACACACAGUUUACCAAAACGUGGCGGAUACAAAACUCUGGGACAGAGGCCUGGCCUCCGGGGGUUUGUCUUAAGUAUGUCGGGGGAGACCAGUUUGGCCACGUGAACAUGGUUAUGGUCAGGUCACUAGAGCCCCAAGAGAUGGCAGAUGUCAGCGUCCAGAUGUGCAGCCCCAGCACAGCGGGAAUGUAUCAGGGACAAUGGCGAAUGUGUACGGCCACGGGACUCUACUACGGAGAUGUCAUCUGGGUGAUUCUCAGCGUGGAGGUGGGAGGACUUUUAGGAGUGACGCAGCAGCUGUCAUCCUUCGAAACGGAGUUCAACACGCAGCCGCACCGCAAGGUGGAAGGAAACUUUAACCCGUUUGCCUCUCCGCAGAAGAACCGGCAACCCGACGAAAACACCGUCAAAGACCCUGGGGGUUCCGGGGCAGGCACGCUCAGCAAAAACACGUGGGCCCCCCCCGCGCCUGACCAAAUCGAACAAGAUCAGGAUGGACUGUCACAAAACUCUGUAAACCUCUCCCCCAGCCGUCACUCAAACAACUUAUCGGUAGUGACUUACAGUAAGGCUGAGGACCGCCCCGGGACCCUCCAGCCCGGCAACGGGGGGUUCCACGGCCCUUAUCCCUUCGGACAGUCUUAAAACGGGUAUCGUCGAGAAGAGACGUGAACAGAGGACUGGCUCUGGGGGGAGGGGAAGGGGCUUUUCUGGAUUCCAGACGGCCCAGCGUGGACAUCCUGGAAAAAGAAGAGGAGGAAACGAAACAGACCAGUUUCAAGCAAACUCAGUAUGCAUGUGUGAAUGCUGAAUUGCCGGAGUGCUGUUCUAAGCUACAGAGAAGAUAUCCACACAGCCACAGUUUUCUUUUCUUUUCUUUUUGUUUUUGUUUUUUUAGGUGUUAGUCUCACAAGAAAUUCGGUAGUCUGGGGACAGAAAGAGUUUAACUAGGAAAAGAGAAAAGCCAUCUUUUUAAGACAAAAAAGAAAAAACAGAAACCUUAUUUUGCCUACAGAGAAGUUGUAGUUUUGAGGAAAUGUUCAUUUUGCGGGGGGAGUUUUUUCCCUUUCUUUUUUAAAAACUAAGGGACAGCGGGCAUUUGUACGCAGCACAGCGGCGGUCGUGCUGGCCGGCUCUGGAGCCGGUGCAGGGAGAAGGCAGGCACUGUGGGUCCGGGGGUUCUGUGUGUCAUUGCUCGUCUGCCGUUUCACGUGAAGUUAGAGCAGCCCCUAGUCUGAGAUGGUUUUAGUGCAUCGGUUGUUUAGUUAUUGACCUUUGAUGCUCUCCUUUUUCUCCUCCCUUCUCCUUCUCCCCCUCUCUUUUUUAACCUCCAGUUGAUUUUCCCCUUUGGCCUUCGAAUUGGACUCCCUCUCGAUCGAUCACUGGUAUUUAUUGAGUGCUUUCGGUGGACGGGACACUGCAUUAAGCGCUUGGGAGAGCACGGUAGAGUUGGUAGACGGCCCUCUCUGCCCUCCGGGACUUUACGAUCGCCCCCCCGACUCCACAUCUCCAGAAACCUCUCCCAAGGCCGGAUUUCUCCGGAUCCCCAGGAGAAGGGGCUUUUCUUGGGACGGAGUUGAAGAGGCAGAGGUUCCCGUUGGAUCUGGCUCUCCCUCGCACCCACCUAGACGAAUGCAUCUCCAAUCAGAAAUAAAAUUUGCUUUUUUUUUUUUUUCCUAGGUCGAUCUUGCUCUAGGGAAACGCUGUCAGUGAGGUAAAUGCAAUCUAGGGCUUCUCGAGCAUUUCCUCCCAGUAGCAGGGAGGACUUUACCUGACCCUAGUGAAAAAUCGUGUGUGUGUGUGUGCGCGCGCGUGCCUGUUUGUGCUUAUACAGGGAGUCUUGUGAUCCGAAGAAAUGAACUUUUCCUAGGUGUACUUCA